Messenger RNA from Cladophialophora psammophila CBS 110553, 564 nucleotides. RefSeq lists its product as uncharacterized. The transcript is spliced from 3 exons. Lineage: Eukaryota; Fungi; Ascomycota; Eurotiomycetes; Chaetothyriales; Herpotrichiellaceae. The record is from RefSeq and is a predicted model, not a curated record. The coding region runs from base 1 to 564 and encodes 187 amino acids.
AUGGUAGUCGGGGUUGAGACGACAGGCAUUGUCCCUGCAAUUCUUCCCCUGAUUGUGAACCAGCUCGAUGCAUAUGUGCAAGGCCGCCAUUUCGAAGAGUAUUCCGCAAGGCUCGGGACUCAACAUGCUAUCCUGCGAAACACAUUGGAACAGUCUCUCGAAGGCCUUGUCGACUACGAGGAUGAAAUAUCCGAGCUGAUCGGCAACCCGCAGGGGCCACUUUGGAUGGAUCCGCGCUUGCAGAACAAGCUGGCCAAAAAACUCGACCGAAACUUCGGUGCCUUUAGCAGAACCAUGAUCGAGCUUUCGACCCUGUUAGAGAUUCUGUCCAGGAAACUAAGGCUUGAAUCUGCGGAUCCAUUAAAGAUAUCGUGGGACGAGGGCGGUUCUGUCGAACGAGAGAUCAAGCAGUUUAAAGACAUCUUCUCCAAAUCCGUGUAUACGGAUUUGCUCAAUAAGAUCGACAGCGCCAAUGCUUCACUCAAAACUCUCAUAGACCAGUUGGACCAUUGUCAGGAGAGCCGACACAAGCAUCGGAUGUCCAAAAAGCCACUUUUGCGGUAA